GCUACUCUGCUGCCAGCUGCAGACUCACCUGAGGACCCGACACCGAUGGACCGACCACACAGGACGAUGGAGGAAGGAGGAUGGAGGCGAGGCGGGAUGAGGAGGAGAGGAGACCAGAGGGAUGACAGCGCCACACUCAUCACCAUGGAAACCAACCCGGAGACAAACUACGGCAGCGUCACCGAGAAUGCACCUGUUCAGCCUCCAGACAGGAAUGUCUUCAGUGACGGGUCGACUCGAGUUGAUUUCGUGUUGACGUGGGAGGAGCCUCUGAGCUCACAGGUGGUUGUGGAAGUCCAAGGUGUUGGCCCCGCCCACAGGAAGUGGAGGAAGAAGUUUCUGAACAGACUGAGACACUCCGGACUGCUGCAGGAGCAGAAGGAGGUCCUCAAGAGGAAGAGCAAGAUCUUCUUCGUCCUCCUCAGCGCUCCGUGGAGCGUCCUCUGUUACUACGCUGAGGAGAUCAGUCUCAGAGCUCCUCUGCAGGUUGUCCCCUAUACGAUGACCAACUGGUCCGAGCAGGUCCUGUCCCGGCUGUCCCUCCCCAACCUAAUGUCUCAGGAUGUCCCCAACCCACCGCCAGACUACUACACCUGUCAGUUCAGGACCAACAAGCUGGAGAGGUUUCUGGGCAGCGACAACAGAGAGACGUUCUUCAAGACGACUCAAAGACACCAGGUGCUGUACGAGAUCCUGGCCAGGACUGCGUACGGUUCGGUGAAGAGGGGGGAGGUGGGAAUUGAUCGUCUACUGAGCGAGCAGGUCUUCACCGCCGCCUACCCGCUACAUGAGGGGGAUUUCCACCUGCCGACCCCUCCGGUGCCCCCCAAGUGUUUAGGUCUGAGAAGGAUCCUGUACUCCUACUGGGCCAAGUGGUCCUCCUGGAGACGCUACCAACCUCUGGAUCACAUCAGGGAAUACUUCGGAGAGAAGAUAGCGCUUUACUUUGCCUGGCUCGGUUUCUACACCGGCUGGCUGCUGCCGGCGUCUGUCGUUGGGACGCUCAUCUUCUUGUUCGGGUUCUGGGUCAUGGCCACUGACGUUCCAGCGAAGGAGUUGUGUAACAGUGGAGACAGCUUCGUCAUGUGUCCUCUCUGUGACAUCUGCCCUCUGUGGAACUACUCCAGCAUCUGUGUCACCUUCAAGGCCGGUAUCAUGUUUGAUAACGGGGGAACGGUGUUUCUCAGCGUCUUCAUGUCUCUCUGGGCCGUCACCUUUCUGGAGUACUGGAAGAGAACCUGUUCAGCUCUGUCUCACCACUGGGACUGCUCCGACUUCCACGACAUGGAGGAGCGACCUCGUCCAGAGUUCACGACCUUGGCGCCGAUGAUCAUGAGGAACCCGGUGACCGGAGCAGAGGAACCGUACUUCCCUCAAAAUAAACGAGUCAACAGAAUUCUUACCGGCUGCAUGGUCAUCAUCAUCAUGGUUGCCAUGGUGCUGAUGUUCCUCAUCGCCAUCAUUCUGUAUCGCACCAUCAUUAGAGUCAUCAUCUCCAAGUCUGGCUUCCAGACCAGCUUUGCUAGUAGGAUUGCCAGUAUUUCAGGAUCGGUGUUGAACCUGUUGGUCAUCCUCAUCUUGUCCAAAGUUUACUCCUCGCUGGCCCACAUCCUCACCCGCUGGGAGAUGCAUCGGACUCAGACUAAAUAUGAAGACAUGUUCAUCUUCAAAGUCUUCGUCUUCCAGUUCGCCAACUUCUACUCAUCUCCGGUUUACAUCGCCUUCUUCAAAGGCAGGUUCAUCGGUCACCCCGGACACUACAAAACUCUGUUUGGAAUUCGCAACGAAGACUGUGGAGCAGGUGGGUGUCUGGUUGAACUGGCUCAGGAGCUGCUGAUCAUCAUGGUGGGAAAACAGCUGAUCAACAACGCCCAGGAGUUCAUUGUCCCGAAGGUGAAGUCGUGGUGGCAUAAGAGGAAGACAGGAUCUCAUCUGAAGGAGGUGAAGGAGGUGAAGGAGGUGAAGGAGGAGCGAGGACAGGAGGCUCAGAGGGAGGUGAAGAGGGAGGGAGAGGAGGGGGUUUCUCCCUGGGAGGCAGACUACGAGCUGCUGGUCUGUGAAGGACUCGUCUCUGAGUACCUGGAGAUGGUGAUCCAGUACGGGUUCAUCACCAUCUUCGUGGCGGCGUGUCCUCUCGCUCCUCUCUUCGCUCUCAUCAAUAACUGGGUGGAGGUCCGUCUGGACGCUCAGAAGUAUGUGACUGAAUAUCGCCGCCCGGUGGCGGAGCAGGCGAAGGACAUCGGCAUCUGGUUCCCCAUCCUGCAGUUCAUCACUCAAAUGGCCGUCCUCAGCAACGCUUUCAUCAUCGCGUUCAGCUCGUCCUUCCUGCCUCGUCUGUACUACCGCUACACCAGAGACAGCACGCUGAGCGGCUUCAUCAACUUCACCCUGGCAAGCGCUUCACGCAACUACAGCCAGCAACACACACCCUGCAGAUAUCGGAGUUUGAGGGAUGAAGACGGUGAACACCUCCCAGAGUACUAUCACCUCCUCGCCAUAAGACUCACUUUUGUCAUCGUGUUUGAGCAUGUGGUCUUCUUCGUCGGCAGUCUGAUCGACAUGUUGGUCCCCGACAUCCCCGACGACGUGGCGAUGAAGAUCAGGAGGGAGCACUACAUGGCUAAAGAGGCGCUGGCUGAGAACCAGGUUUUAGCGAAAAGCUUGAUUCCUGGUGAGAAGGAUGUCCUGUCCACCAACCUGCGACCUCGUGGACCCAGACCCCCACAGCCACCGCAGAGCGACUCCUCUCCACCAGACCUGAAGCAGAUCCCAGAGGAGACCAGCACACCAGACAGCUGCUGAAAUAUAGGCUGGAUGUCCUGCCUCUACUUCAACGUCCACGUCUACUAGACUGAGCUUCUCCUUUUGAUCGACCGCUCUGAUAGACCUACAAGACCUCUGUGAGACCUCUACAAGAUCUACCAGAUCUGGACUGAAUCCUUACAGGUCCUACAAGAAGAUCUAGAUCUGCUAGGCCAUUGGUAGACCUAAAGGAACUACAAGACUUCUGCUAGAUAUCUAGAGGAUCCACCAGACCUGCUCGGAGAUCGACAAGACUGCUAAACAUCUGCUGGUCCUUUAAAAGAACUGGACUGAAUCCUUACAGGUCCUACAAGAAGAUCUAGAUCUGCUCUUCAGCUCCUCUCCAGAGGCUCCCUGUGGAUCUUUAAACAUGGAAAUGAAUAACUGUUUCUUUGUUUACAUUUCCAUGUUUAUUGAUCAUCGUUGUAGGUCUAUGGUACGACGGUACG
Messenger RNA from Sebastes umbrosus (honeycomb rockfish), 3251 nucleotides. RefSeq names its product anoctamin 7 (gene ano7). The transcript has 24 exons. The record is from RefSeq and is a predicted model, not a curated record. Gene Ontology annotation, molecular function: protein dimerization activity; chloride channel activity. The coding region runs from base 46 to 2802 and encodes 918 amino acids. Gene Ontology annotation, biological process: calcium activated phospholipid scrambling; chloride transmembrane transport. Lineage: Eukaryota; Metazoa; Chordata; Actinopteri; Perciformes; Sebastidae. Gene Ontology annotation, cellular component: plasma membrane.